AUGUCUUCCAAUCCAGAAGACCUCGAUCUACCCCCCGGGACUGAGAUCCUCUACGACAACGACAAUGCCUACGCCAAUCGCCUCCAGCAUCGCUCCAAAGGCGAUUCUCGCAUUCUCCUCGUCCCUCAGCCUUCUUCCGAUCCCAACGAUCCUCUUCGCUGGUCGCGCACAAAGAAAGGCUUCAUUUUCGCCAAUGCUUGCUGGUAUGCCUUUAUGGGAUCCAUCACCGGUCCCAUCAUGGCUGGUGGCAUGAAUCAACUGUCGCAAUUCUUCGGCAAGAGCCUGCAGCAGUUGACCUACGCCAAUGGAGCAACUCUGGUCUGUCAAGGCGUGUUUAAUAUCGUCUGGAUGCCCUUUGCCAUCAAGUAUGGCCGACGACCGGUCUAUCUCUUCUCGACAUUCCUCAUGCUCAUCGCCUGUGUCUGGCUGGGAAUAGCAUCAACCCGAAACUACACCGUCUUCAUCGUCGGUCGUGCCUUUCUUGGCGCCUUUGAAGCCCCCAUCGAGUCGAUCGUGCCGAGUACCAUCACCGAUACCUUCUUCCUACACCAUCGAGGCGAGCUGGUCUCUCUCUACGGACUGGCGAUUUUGGGAGGAAAUGAACUGGGACCGAUGAUAUCUGCCUUUAUCAUCCAGGCUCUCGGCAUGAACUGGGCAUUCUUCAUUGUUGCCAUGUUUGUCGGUGCCACUUUAGUCUCUAUCUUCUUCUUCAUGCCCGAAACCAAAUUCCUCGGACCACGGCCUCACAUCAUCACGCAGCCGGCAUCGGACAAGGACAACGCUGUCUCCGUCACCACGGUGGGUGAAGAAAUUGCGCCGAUCCUUCGCAAGUCAUACGUGAAAGAACUCAAAUUCUGGUCCCAAGGCGAUCCCAGCAUCAACCUGCUCCACGCAGCCCUGCGACCGCUGGUUCUGCUCGCCUAUCCCACCGUUGUCUGGUCGUGCUUUGUGUACGGAAUGGCGCUGAGCUGGAACGUGAUACUCGGUGCAACCGUGGCGCAGAUGUUCUCCCCUCCUCCGUACGGCUUUAACUCGAACGGACAGGGACUCUUCUUCCUAUCCCCGUUUGCCGGGUCGCUGGUCGGGGUGUAUUUCUCUGGUCCGGUGGGUGAUUGGAUUGCGAAUGUGUUCACCCGGCGGAACCAUGGGAUAAGAGAACCGGAAAUGCGCCUGCCUACUUGCUUAUUGGCUGCCUUUUUUACUUUCUUCGGUGCACUGUGGUUUGGGUUAUCGUAUGAAGCCAAAACUUCAUGGCCUGUUCCGGUUGUCGGCGCGGGUGUGUUGUCUGUGGGAAGUCAGAUGGGGACGACAUUGGGCAUGAAUUAUGCGUUGGACUGUCAUAAAGAGGUGAGUCCCUCGUAA
Messenger RNA from Aspergillus wentii DTO 134E9, 1362 nucleotides. RefSeq lists its product as uncharacterized. Gene Ontology annotation, molecular function: transmembrane transporter activity. Lineage: Eukaryota; Fungi; Ascomycota; Eurotiomycetes; Eurotiales; Aspergillaceae. Bases 1 to 1362 code for a protein of 453 amino acids. Gene Ontology annotation, biological process: transmembrane transport. The transcript has a single exon. The record is from RefSeq and is a predicted model, not a curated record.